AUGGAAAUCAAAGAGGAAGGAGCAUCAGAAGAAGGCCAGAACUUUCUGCCUACACCCCAGGCAAAUGACACCGGGGACUUUCAGUUCACAAGUAUUCAGAAGACUCCAAAUGAACCACAGUUGGAAUUCAUCCUUGCAUGCAAGGAUCUCUUGGCUCCUGUCCGUGAUCGGAAGCUGAAUACUCUGGUCCAGAUCUCAGUAAUCCACCCCGCGGAGCAGGGGCUGACAAGAUACUCCAGCACCGAAAUUGUUGAGGGAACAAGAGACCCACUGUUCUUGACUGGUGUCACAUUCCCAUCUGAGUAUCCCAUCUAUGAGGAGACCAAAAUAAAGCUAACAGUCUAUGAUGUCAAGGAUAAGUCUCAUGACACUGUUCGAACCAGUGUUGUGCCUGAACAUAAGGAUCCCCCACCAGAGGUUGGGCGAAGUUUCCUGGGCUAUGCCAGUUUUAAAGUCGGGGAGCUACUGAAGUCCAAGGAGCAAGUGCUGGCUCUGAGCCUGAGAACCUCAGAUGGUGGCAAAGUUGUCGGCACCAUAGAAGUCAGUGUCGUGAAGAUGGGGGAGAUUGAGGAUGGGGAAGCUGACAACAUCACGACAGAUGUGCAGGGACAAAAGUGUGCACUGGUUUGUGAAUGUUCAGCCCCAGGAAGUGUGAGCAGAAAAGAUAACCUACCUUUUUUGAAUGCAGUGUUAAAGAACCCAGUGUGUAAAUUAUACAGAUUUCCCACUUCUGACAAUAAGUGGAUGCAAAUCCGGGAGCAGAUGUCAGAGAGCAUACUUUCUUUUCAUAUUCCUAAGGAAUUGAUCUCUCUUCAAAUCAAAGAAGAUUUGUGUAGAAACCAGGAGCUAAAAGAACUUGGUGAGCUUUCUCCACACUGGGACAAUCUACGAAAAAACGUCCUUACUCACUGUGAUCAAAUGCUGAAUAUGUACCAAGACAUUCUGACAGAACUCAGCAAGGAAACAGGGUCCUCUUUCAAAUCAAGCAGCAGCAAAGGAGAAAAAACAUUAGAAUUUGUCCCAAUAAAUCUGCAUCUGCAAAGAAUGCACGUGCACAGCCCUCGCUUGAAAGAUGCUCUCUACGACGUCAUCACCGUGGGAGCCCCAGCUGCCCAUUUUCAGGGAUUUAAGAAUGGUGGUCUUCGGAAACUCCUACAUAGAUUCGAAGCGGAAAGAAGAAAUACUGGAUACCAGUUUAUUUACUAUUCACCUGAAAACACAGCCAAAGCAAAAGAAGUUCUCAGCAACAUCAAUCAACUACAACCUCUGAUAGCAACCCAUGCAGACCUACUGCUUAAUUCUGCAAGCCAGCAUUCUCCAGACAGCUUGAAGAAUUCUUUAAAGAUGCUUUCAGAAAAAACAGAGCUUUUUGUACAUGCCUUCAAGGAUCAGCUGGUCAGAAGUGCCCUUUUAGCACUUUACACCGCCAGGCCAGGAGGUGUCCUGACGAAACCACCCUCUCCUAAGAGUGGCGCAGAGGAGAGCAGUUCCCAGGACCCACCCCUGCCGAUGAGACGGCAGGACUCCAUUCCACACCAUUCAGACUAUGAUGAGGAGGAGUGGGACAGGGUGUGGGCCAGUGUGGGGAAGAGCCUGAACUGCAUUAUUGCCAUGGUGGAUAAACUGAUCGAAAGAGAGAGCGGUGGCGAGGGAGGCAGUGACAGCAGCAAAGAUGUAGAAAAGGACUCUUCUCCGGUGGACUCCAUCGUAACUCAUCCAAAGGAGGACUGGUAUGAGCAGCUGUACCCCCUCAUCCUCAGCCUGAAGGACGGCAUGGGAGAAGUGGUGAACCGAGCUAAGCGGUCCCUGACGUUCGUGCUCCUCCAGGAGCUCGCCUACAGCCUGCCCCAGUGUUUGAUGCUGACGUUGAGAAGAGACAUCGUCUUCAGCCAAGCGCUUACUGGAUUGGUUUGUGGUUUUAUCAUCAAAUUGCACACAAGUCUGUAUGACCCUGGCUUCCUUGAGCAGCUUCACACAGUGGGAUUGAUAGUACAAUAUGAAGGACUGCUGAGUACAUAUAGUGAGGAAAUUGGAAUGCUCGAGGACAUGGCCGUUGGUAUUUCGGAUUUGAAAAAAGUCGCAUUUAAAAUAAUCGAAGCCACAUCCAAUGAUGUCUUGCCAGUUAUAACAGGAAGGCGUGAACAUUAUGUUGUGGAGGUGAAGGUUCCAGCGAGAAUGUUUGAGUCGCUGCCUCUGCAGAUUAAAGAAGGACAAUUGCUUCAUGUGUAUCCAGUACUUUUUAACGUUGGAAUUAAUGAACAGCAAACUCUUGCGGAGAGGUUUGGAGAUGUCUCUUUGCAAGAAAGUAUUAAUCAGGAAAAUUUUGAACUCCUUAAAGAGUAUUGCACAAUAUUUAUGGAAAAGAUGCCUCCUGAUUACAUUUCACAUUUUCAAGAACAAAAUGAUUUAAAAGGAUUACUAGAAAAUCUCCAUCAAAAUAUCCAAGCCAAAAAGAGAAAGAAUGUAGAAAUCAUGUGGCUGGCUGCAACGAUUUGUCGCAAACUAAAUGGCAUUCGUUUCACCUGUUGUAAAAGUGCCAAAGACAGGACGUCGAUGUCUGUGACGCUUGAACAGUGCUCAAUCCUGAGAGAUGAGCAUCAGUUACACAAGGACUUCUUUAUCCGAGCACUGGAUUGUAUGAGAAGCAGACAAACCCAGGGAGCACUGAAUGAAUCUGACGAUCCUGAAACAGGCUGUCUAACUGAUAACAAGCCAACUUCUCGACACUUCUAUCCUGUCGCCUUGCUGCUUGUCAGCUCACACCUGCUAGUUGUGUGGCUUAUUUUAAGUCUUGCAUUACUUUUAGCCAAAUACCAAUAA
Rangifer tarandus platyrhynchus (Svalbard reindeer) is the source of this 2820-nucleotide messenger RNA. NCBI's taxonomy places the organism in Eukaryota, Metazoa, Chordata, Mammalia, Artiodactyla, Cervidae. The record is from the annotation of a GenBank genome assembly.